This is a messenger RNA of Pestalotiopsis fici W106-1, 1458 nucleotides long. RefSeq lists its product as uncharacterized. The coding region runs from base 1 to 1458 and encodes 485 amino acids. The transcript has a single exon. The record is from RefSeq and is a predicted model, not a curated record. Lineage: Eukaryota; Fungi; Ascomycota; Sordariomycetes; Amphisphaeriales; Sporocadaceae.
AUGAGAUACAUCAACGCGCUCGUGAGCCUGGCUCUGGCGACUCUCACCCUUGUUCAUGGCGAAUCCUUUAGCCCGGUCAUUAGUUGCGAGGAAAUAAGUGCCCCAAAGGUCGAUAAUGCUACGGUCACUGGUAUCUCAACCAACGAUACAGCCGAUUACUGCGCCGUUACCGUCUAUCUCACACAUGGAAACUCUUCGGAUAAUGUCAAGGUACUAACCUGGCUCCCGACGGUAUGGAAUGGGAGAUAUCAGGGCACAGGCGGCGGAGGUCUUUCCGCUGGCGGUUCAGACACAAACCUGAUACUGCCAGUACAGCAAGGUUACGCUGCCAGUACCACGGAUGCGGGCUUGCCAAACUCAAUCAACGGCUCAGUGUGGGCCAAUAACAGUCAACUAAUCGAGAACUUUGCCUAUCUGUCCAUUCAUCAGAUGACUCUCACGGGCAAGGCAUUGGUUGAGGAGUAUUAUGGCAAGCAAGCCGAGUACUCGUACUGGAAUGGGUGCUCGCAAGGUGGACGCCAAGGAUACAUGGAGGCCCAACGGUACCCGAGCGAUUAUGAUGGAAUCUUUGCGGCAUCUCCAGCCAUCAACUACGACACAUUCCAGGUGGCCGAGGUUUGGCCAUAUGUCGUACAGAAUGUCAUAGGCGACUGGGUGCCCACCUGUGCCCUGGAUACUCUCACUCAGGCCGCGGUCGACUUUUGCGAUGCCGAUGACGGAGCACUGGAUGGCAUCGUUGCUGACCCAAAUACCUGCAAAUUCGACGCAACGACGUGGAUCGGCAAGCAGACAAGCUGUUCAGGCAACGAAACGAUUUUGACUGCACAGCAUGCGGCCGUCUUCAAUAGCACCACUCACGGCCCGGUCGAUCUUGACGGCAAUAGACUGUUCUCGGGAAUCGCACUGGGCACCAACCUGAGCACUUUCACAAGCAAUCCCCCAUUCACCUUUAUGGCGGCGUGGAUAGCAGAUUUCGUUCUGGAAGAUCCAUCCUUCGACUUUGCCACGCUAGACUAUACAACGUUUCCCGAGGUCUUUAACUUGUCAGUCGCCAAGUACGAGACACUGAUCGGCACUAGGAACCCAGACAUGUCACCCUUCAAGGAAGCCGGCGGCAAACUGUUGACGUGGCAUGGGUACUCGGAUGGACUGAUUGGCGGGAACGGCACGGUGCAGUACCGCGAGAGCGUACAGCAGGCCAUGGGAGGGGUUGAUGAAGUAAACGACUUCUAUCGCCUCUUCAUGGCCCCGGGCGUCGGGCAUUGCGGAAGAGGGUACGGCGCCAUCCCGGUGGAUCCCUUUGACGCCCUUGUUGCGUGGGUUGAGAACGGCACCGUCCCCGAAACGCUGGCUGCGAGUGGAGCCAACUUCACGCGGAACCUGUGCUCCUAUCCGCUGUCCUUGACAUACACAGGAGACGGGGAUAUUGACGAUGCGGAGAGCUGGACUUGCACGUAG